Sphaeroforma arctica JP610 is the source of this 296-nucleotide messenger RNA. RefSeq lists its product as hypothetical. The record is from RefSeq and is a predicted model, not a curated record. NCBI's taxonomy places the organism in Eukaryota, Ichthyosporea, Ichthyophonida. The transcript is spliced from 2 exons. The annotation marks the transcript as partial.
AUGACUCAUCCCAUACUUUUUUUAUACCUACCUACAGAUGCGCCAGACCAAACCGAAACCGAGCACCUGCGCGCCAACGCCAUCAUCGGGCUGAUGGGUGUGUACAAGAGUGUGUUGCGAAAGGGAGACCACGACGCAGCGAUCAUUGCGCAGAGGAACAAAUUUAGAAACGGCACAAGUGAUGGGGAGAACGCCCUCACAGCCACCGGUGGUACGAUCCAAGAGCCUAUGCUGACAGAAGGCGAAAGGAGAGCGGAAAUGGUCUUCAAGUUGUUUUCCUUGCCUUUCCGCGACAG